AUGCGCAGGCCGUCCGAACACCAUGCCAACAUUUUAAAUAUUUUACGAGGUGACAAUUAUGCUCAGAGUGAUGGCGCUGACAAACAUCUGAGUAUUCAUCUCGUUAUUCCAUUGAGACAACAAUUGAUCAAAUUAUCUCAACCGGAUCUUUAUGAUUGUGACGCAACAGCAAAAUUAAAAGAAUUUUUCGUUUUUGAGCUCGAAUCCAAAUGGGAAGUUAAUGAUGAACACUUCGUAGCAAUGUUAUUGCAUCCCAAUUUCAAAGAAUGCAGUAAUUGUUCUCAAUUGAAAGAUAAAGCAUACGCUUUAUUCAAACAAGAAUUUGAAAGAAGAAAAUCACUUAUGAAACCUACCACACCAAAACGAGAGAAAAAAAGUUUGAUAGCCGAUUGUUACGAUAAAACGUCAACAGAUCUACGAGAAGAAACUGAAUUAGAUUUGUAUUCGAAUUUGUGUGUCACAUUUGAUCCUGACAAAGAUGAUCUACUCAACUUUUGGGCCAAACAAAGACAGAACUAUCCCAUUCUGAGUGCAAUUGCUUGUGAUCUUCUAAUUAUCCCUGCUACCAAUACAACCAUGGAGCGCCUCUUUUCGACCAGUGGAACUGCCGUUACACCAAAACGAACUCGAUUGAAUACAUCGAAGGUCGAUAAACUCAUGUUUCUAAAGAAAAAUCUCUUGUUAUUGAAAAAACUUGAUUGUAUAAUCGUUGGUAAUGGUUUAUUAACAGCUACACCAUCAGAUAUGAAACGAAAACGAGAUGAGAUGAAUGAGAGCAGUCAAGAGGAUGUAGAUGCAAAUACUAAUGAUAUAAACAGUCAGCUGGGUGAUAAUCUAUUUGAUGACAUAUAA
Didymodactylos carnosus is the source of this 852-nucleotide messenger RNA. Lineage: Eukaryota; Metazoa; Rotifera; Eurotatoria; Philodinida; Philodinidae. The record is from the annotation of a GenBank genome assembly.